Molecule: messenger RNA, 1954 nt
Organism: Patiria miniata (bat star)
Lineage: Eukaryota; Metazoa; Echinodermata; Asteroidea; Valvatida; Asterinidae
Product: sulfotransferase 1A1-like
Exons: 6
Coding region: 1-969 (322 amino acids)
Biological process (GO): sulfation
Cellular component (GO): cytoplasm
Molecular function (GO): sulfotransferase activity
Source: RefSeq, a predicted model, not a curated record
AUGGCGAACCAGAGUGGAGAAGCAAAACCGCCAAUUGGCAUCGUGGAGCUGCAUGGCGUGACUUGGCCGCGGUUUGUUACGAAGGAUUCUCUGGACACGCUAAAAGCCUACGAUGUAUGGGAGGAUGAUGUGUGGGUGGUGACGUAUCCAAAAGCAGGUACGCAUUGGGCGAUGGAGGUAGUGAAUCUCAUCCUCGUGGACGGUCACGAAGAUAAAAUCAACCGGGCCCAGCAGUCCUACCCUGUGGAGUUCCACAUACAACGACCGAACGCUCCCCCACCACAAUAUAAGACGAUGACGGAGUGGAAGGCACCGCGGGUCAUCAUGACGCAUCUGACGGAGGAGCUCAUGCCGAGCCAGAUUUACCAAGGAAAGGGCAAGGUUGUGUAUGUCAUCAGAAAUCCCAAGGAUACCACUGUGUCGAAUUGGAAGUUUAUCGGACCGAUGAACUUCGACCCCAAAUAUGAGAAAUGGGACGACUUCGUCAGAGAGUCCUUCUCCGAAGACAUGUUGUUUGGGUCGUGGUUUACUCACGUGUUGAACUUCUGGAAGAAGCAUCGUCAUGACAAGAACUUCUUGUUCCUGAAAUAUGAGGACAUGAAAAGAGACCUCAAGGGAGCCGUCAUACAGAUUUCCGAUUUCCUUGGGAAAAAUCUCUCGGAUGAAGCAAUCGAACGGGUGGUCGAGUUUAGCAGCUUGAAAAGCAUGAAGGCCCGCUUCAAUCAAGCUAAGGAAGCCAAAGAUACUAAAGAAGAGGCACCACAAUCUGCACCAGCCGACAAAGCGAGUGCGCCCUCUGGCGACGGGGCAAAGGCAGCUACCAGUAGGAAGAUUGGGGCGCCCUCGAUUAUCCGGAAAGGAAUUGUUGGCGACUGGAAGACGAUGUUCACCGUUGCACAGAACGAGCAAGUAGACGCUCUCUACCGAGAGAAAAUGGCAGGGUCUGGAUUGACGAUACAAUUUGAAUAAAAUAGGAAGACAGGGCGAGGCCCGAUAGGCUUUUUGCACUUCUGGCUUUUCUCUUAUUUGCAUAUUGUUCCUCAAGGGCUUACUUAAAUUUUUAUAUAUAAUGAAAAGCGUUGUCUUGAAGCAUUUACUUAGCUUUUAAGCGUGUUUAACUCAUUUAAUAUAAUUUUGAUUAAUGAUUGAUCAACCACAAGUAAAGCUUUAUACUGGUCAACUAAGGAAAUCCUUUCACACUUCGUGACUAGAGACUGGUGCCUUGUGUUUUUUGUUUGAUGGACUUAUGACUAUUAGCCAUGACUUGUGACUCCUUGCGAUGACGUAUGACGACUUGUGAUGACUUAUGGCGACUUGCGAUGACUUGUGAUCACAACUCUUCUCCUCGUGUUAAAUAAGGAGAACAGUUGUGAUCACAACUCUUCCCCUUGUGUUAAACAAGGAAAAGAGUUGUGAUCACAAGUCAUCGUAAGUCGUCAUAAGUCAUCGCAAGUCGUCAUAAGUCUUAGCAAGUAGUCGUAAGUCAUCAUCGUAAGCUUGUUUAAGCGAGUGAGCUAGGCUUUCCGUCAAUUGGUAAUCAUCAGCGUUUUAUUUUCUGCCGGCAAGAUUUUAAAUGGUAAAAUAUUAGGGUAAUUCUGUGCAUUGCAAUGUUUACUUUGUACGAAAGGCAUUUGAAAACGACGCCUUUUUUUGAAUUUGUGUAGCAUCUAGUUUAAUAGGGAUUGUUUCAAGUACGUAAGUUGGCGUCUUGAGAAAUUGUAGUUGUAGAAACGUCAAAACACCAAGGUUUGCACUGUGCCUUCCUAUUCUGGUGUUGACGUGUGCAUGACGAAUAAAUCUUGGUGAGUUUUUGAUCAUAAAGUAAUCCUUCAUUUUCAUUAUUCAUGUUACUAUUAUUACAAAGACACUCUUUGCCAACGCAAAAACAUUUUUAUAAAAUGUCAAAUUCGAUUAUGCUUGUUCACAAAUAAAAUAAUCAAGGACGUUUAUCUUA